This is a messenger RNA of Patiria miniata (bat star), 1350 nucleotides long. It is a transcript of the gene mlec, whose product is annotated as malectin-A-like. The record is from RefSeq and is a predicted model, not a curated record. Bases 127 to 984 code for a protein of 285 amino acids. Gene Ontology annotation, molecular function: carbohydrate binding. The transcript has 4 exons. NCBI's taxonomy places the organism in Eukaryota, Metazoa, Echinodermata, Asteroidea, Valvatida, Asterinidae. Gene Ontology annotation, cellular component: membrane.
GUGGCCAACCAGCGCUGAACACAUGCAUUGCAAGAAAAGCAUCGCGAUAUACGUACGUACGUGUACGGCCGCGGGGAUCGGGAAACAGACGGCACGUCGGAUGCGUCUGAACAUUUUUGAGAAAUAAUGUCGAAAAGACUUUUUUCCGAUCACUUCCGCACCUGUCACAUCAGUAUGAUGUUCACGACAUAUCUAGCUGUCCUCUUAUCUUGCUUUGUGUGUUAUAUUUCUGUGCACCGAGCCGCAGCGACCGAGGUGGUUUUCGCCGUCAACUGCGGCGGCCCGGGUCACCGCGACGUCCACGGCGUGGACUACGAGGGCGACCCGCUGGACAUCGGUGUGGCCUCGGACUUUGGGAAGAACCUGGCGGUGAUCGGUCGGGUCCCUCAGCAGGACGCUAUCCUUUACCAGACGGAGCGGUAUGAUGUCAAUACCUUCGGCUACACGACCAGCAUUGAAGAGGACGGGGAUUAUGUUUUGGUGCUCAAGUUCUGUGAAGUGUGGUUUGGUGCGUCAAGACAGAAGGUUUUCGAUGUUGUCCUGAAUGAUCUACACACAGUGGUUUCUGGGCUGGAUAUCUAUGACGUCGCAGGUAGAGGCACGGCCCAUGACGAGAUCAUUCCAUUCUCUAUUACCAAGGGCAAACUGAAGGUGCAGAAAGAAGCCUCCACAUUCCAUGGAGAUCUCCACAUAGAGUUUGUCAAGGGAGACUAUGACAAUCCAAAAGUCAACGCCAUUGUAAUUUACAAAGGAACAGUCGAUGAUAUACCCAAGUUACCACCUUUACCGGGCGCCGAUCUAGACGAGGAUGAGCCAGAGGACAGCGACGACGAAGAAACUGAAGAGCACAAACCGAAGCGGCACAUCACGUCGGGGCCCAAGACCCCGGAUCCGUACGCAGCCGACGAAAGUAGCUUCUUGUAUCCAAUUCUCAUAGCCUUAGCAAUUUUUAUCCCCACGCUAUUUUGCCUGUGUAGACUUUAACGCAUUUCUUUCUUCUUUUUUUUUUUUUUUUUAGUAAGUAGGAUUUUUUUUGGUGGUGUUUUUUAUGGUGGGUUAAAUAUACAUGUAUGUGUUUGUCAGUUUUGAGAACAUUUUUUGACCAGGAUGUAUAUAUUUAUGCAAAUGUCAAGAACAGGAUUGUGUUUAUAACUUUCUGAAAUUCAGCUGGGGAAUUUUUUUUUAAUCUAUGUAUCGUACUACAGCGGGAUUAUGUGCAUCAGUACCACCUUGUCAUUUCAUGGUGUGAAACUAAAAGCAGCUAUGUCAUUGGUUGUCUGCAUAUUUUGAAUAAGAAGGAAUGGAAAAUAAUGCGAGGCCUCGGAAGGUCACGGGGAAUCAAGGGUAAUU